GAUGUUUUCUGCGAUAUGGAAACAGAUGGUGGAGGGUGGACGGUGAUCCAAAGGCGAGUGAACGGGUCCGUCAAUUUUAAUCGAGAUUGGGCCGACUAUAAGAUCGGGUUUGGAAUCAUACAGGAAUCUUACUGGAUCGGAAAUGAUGUCAUCCACCAACUUACCAAGGGAAAUCAUUCCUCUUUAUAUCUGUCCAUCACGCUUCACAAUGGUACAACAAUGAAUGAAGUGUACGAAAUCUUCUCUUUGUCUGACGAGACAAAUAAAUACCGUCUGUUUCUAGGAGGGACAGCAACAGGUACUCUAGGAGACAACAUGUUAAAUACAGGGUCCAGCGGUAAGGACCUGUCUGGCAUGGCGUUCAGUACACGUGAUCGGGAUGACGACUUGAUCACGGGAAACUGCGCGGAAUACAACAAAGGAGGGUGGUGGUUCAACAGCUGCCAUAACGCCUUUCUUAACGGACCCUGGGCCUCAGACACCUGGAACAGACCGUGGUACCCAACGAUCAGUAAUGGCGCGAACAUCGUGGAAACGAAAAUGAUGAUAAAACAACGUUAACUAUUCUCCAAAAACCUCGAAUAUGCCGCUGUAGGGGGCCAAACAUCACUGAAACGAGAAUUUUGAUAACAGAGCGCUAAAAAAUUACCUACAUGUAUUUUAA
Saccostrea echinata is the source of this 664-nucleotide messenger RNA. Its product is annotated as ficolin-1-like. The record is from RefSeq and is a predicted model, not a curated record. The transcript is spliced from 4 exons. Bases 16 to 561 code for a protein of 181 amino acids. Lineage: Eukaryota; Metazoa; Mollusca; Bivalvia; Ostreida; Ostreidae.